AUGUCGGUUUCGGACGAGAUAGUAGCGGAAGCAGGUACAGGAAAUACAGUAAAAGUAAAAUUCUGGAUCGACAACUGGUGUAACGGAAAAAGAUUCAAAGAAAGGUUCCCGGGUCUGUUCAAGAUUGCUAGAAACAAACAAGUCAAAGUGGCUAAAUGUGUUACAAAAUUGGAAAACGAAAACCAAUGGAACUUAGGGUGGGUAAGACCACCAAACUCGGAUGCAGAAUGGGCUCAAUGGUGGAACAUGUUAUACUUACCGAAUAACGUGAGAUUUAAACCAGAAUCGGACACAUGGAUGUGGAAGUUAAACAAUAACGGGGAAUUCACAGUCGCGGCGAUCCCAAAACAAAUAGUAAAAGAAGAUGUACUGGAGACGGCAGACGAAUGGAAGCAUUGGAACAGCUGGAUUCCUCCGAAAGUUAAUUAUUUCACGUGGAGAGCAGCGAUCGAGCGGAUUCCGGUUAAAAAAGAACUAAUUAAGAGAAGGAUACCGAUUGAUAAUCAACUAUGUUUACGAUGCGAGGAAGAGGAGGAAUCUGCAGACCAUGUUAUAUGCGGCUGCAUUAGGUCAAAACCAAUAUGGAAAUCUAUACUUGUAUGGUUAAAAGUGCCAACAUAUACCCAAUUCGAAAGAUGUACAGAUGUUCUAGAGCAUGUCACUAGUCUUUCAGGAUCAAAGGAGUGGAAGAAAGUUAUUAACACAGUAUUACAAACUACCAUGUGGAAUUUAUGGAAGGCUCGAAAUGAAAUGGAGUUCAAAGGUAAUAUCAGAUCUGGUAACAACAUAGUAGAAAACAUAAUGGCGGACAGCUUCAUUUGGUUGAAAAGCAAGUCGAAAAUUCAGAACAUAGUAUGGGAGAGAUGGGUGGACUUCAAUAUUCGAGAUAUAGUAAAAUAA
Messenger RNA from Helianthus annuus (common sunflower), 900 nucleotides. RefSeq lists its product as uncharacterized. The coding region runs from base 1 to 900 and encodes 299 amino acids. The record is from RefSeq and is a predicted model, not a curated record. The transcript has a single exon. Lineage: Eukaryota; Viridiplantae; Streptophyta; Magnoliopsida; Asterales; Asteraceae.